CUUUCUGCCUCCAUCCUCUUGAGUCACUUUGUUCAUUUGAUUUAACUCCUCGGCUGUGGAUUCUAACAAAUAAAGAUGACACUUCAACUUAUUGACCUGUGGUCCAUUGGGUGAGCCAUUCUCGUAUUUUGCAGCUUUGUCUUCUCAGGAGACAGUAAGGUGACAGCAAAGGUUAACCUCACACGUCUGUGUGGAGGGGUAUGCCAGUGAUUGGGUCAGACAGCAGCUAUCCCUGAAUGGAGAGCGCUAAUGCAGUUAGCAAAAUGGGCAUUCCAGGCAGCAAAUUCAUGUGUUUACCCGCUCUUUUGUCCAUUUGCAAAAGCAUCAUUCGUUAUUGCUUUCCAGCCACUGUUUCAAGGUAAUCUGUGGCUGCCUCCUGAGCUAGCUGCUAGCCAUUAGCUUAACUUUAGCCACUGGGAAAGUUUGGCUGUGCUUCUUGUUCACUGUUUGCAGGUCGAUUGCAUAAUCGGUCGAUUCCCGACACCACAGUGAUUACAGAGAGAGAAGCAGUUGCAGAUGAGCUGGUUUGAACUGAAUGAGGAAAAGUUCCAUCACUGUUGUCAGCUCAUCCUGCAGCAGUCAGAGCAGCUGAGCGAUGGAUGGAUCUGGGAGGUGGUACAGGGUUCAAAGGAGGGAUACCUGAGGAAAACGGCUCUUAGGUCAGUCACCAUUGACUCAAAAUCAGUACAAAAACAGAAAGGAUCCAGUUUAGACCCAGAGCCACACACUUCCUAUCAUUCCAGCGUUGAACAACAAGGACAGGAAGACGAACAGCCUGAUUGCAUCAAAGAUGACAUAGAUGAUGAGGAUGCUGGGAUCUGCAUGAUGACUGCAAACAGCAGCCAGGUGCUUCAGUUCGAGUAUCACAUCUUGUACUCCUGCAGCUACAGUUCUCCUGUGCUGUAUUUUAGAGCCUUCACUCUCGAAGGAAGAAGCUUAACACUAGAGGAGGUGUGGAACUCUGUUCAUCCAAAUUUCAGGCUUUGUCUUCAGAACAGUCCUCUGGAUACAAUCACUCAACAGGAGCAUCCCCUGCUUGGUCAGCCUUUCUUUGUGCUCCACCCCUGCAGGACGAAGGACUUUAUGAGGCCUGUGCUUCAGGCAGCUCAGGACCAGCACAGGCCAGUGAACUACGUGUUGUCGUGGCUCAGUGUGGUCGGUCCUGUGGUGGGCCUCGACGUCCCUCUGAAGUACUCCACUCAGCUCCAUCCUGCUGCCUCACUCAGCAGCACCGAGCCGGACUGAGGCUGAAGCUGCUUUGGUUCACUUCAUGUCACCAGCUGUGUGGCGUCUGUCUGCAAAGAGAUUGGAUAAUUAGGCAUUGUGAACAACUGGUCCAACAGCACAGACUUUCAAGACCCUGGAAGUUUGUCUGUGGGGCAGUUAGUGCUAUUUUUGUUGCAAAUUUCUUUGGCGGUAUGCUAGAAACUGAAAACAGUAAUGACAGCAUUGAACCAUUUUGUCUUUUUUAUUUGAUUUUGACAUGUUUUCUGCAACAAUAAAAAAAAAAGUUUUAAUACUUUAGAUGUUUGGGCUGAUAUUGUGUUUUUAUGGUCAUCUACUCCAGGCACAACAUGCUCACUAGCUGAAACUGCAGUCUUCUUUGUAAAUGUGUUCACACAUUCUCACAAAACAGUCUACUUCAGUUGUGUUACAGGCAUUUAAUCUACUCUAGCAUAUAAAUAACCACAGUUGUGUCCCACAAUCAGUUGGUAAUGAGCGUAAUAUUUACCUAACAAUGACAUCCUGCUGUAAUCUUUUUUAAGAAAGUUUGUGCUGUCCACUCUCAUAUUCUGCAUUACAUUCAGCCUCAAACAUGUACAGAAG
Stegastes partitus (bicolor damselfish) is the source of this 1827-nucleotide messenger RNA. RefSeq names its product ATG10 autophagy related 10 homolog (S. cerevisiae) (gene atg10). Lineage: Eukaryota; Metazoa; Chordata; Actinopteri; Pomacentridae. Bases 517 to 1245 code for a protein of 242 amino acids. The transcript has 7 exons. Gene Ontology annotation, biological process: autophagosome assembly; protein modification by small protein conjugation; protein lipidation. Gene Ontology annotation, molecular function: Atg12 conjugating enzyme activity. Gene Ontology annotation, cellular component: cytosol. The record is from RefSeq and is a predicted model, not a curated record.